This is a messenger RNA of Carya illinoinensis, 1804 nucleotides long. RefSeq lists its product as uncharacterized. NCBI's taxonomy places the organism in Eukaryota, Viridiplantae, Streptophyta, Magnoliopsida, Fagales, Juglandaceae. The coding region runs from base 522 to 1289 and encodes 255 amino acids. The record is from RefSeq and is a predicted model, not a curated record. The transcript has a single exon.
CUUACCUGAGGCCUGUUUUUGGUGCUUAAAACUCGCUUGCACGUCUCUUAACAUACGGGACUCCCUAUAUAUUUGAAUCGAUCUCCUCCGCCAGUUCAGUUACCCUCUAUCUGUUUCUCAGUUUCAAUCUCCAACUCCCAAGAAUUACCCAAUAUGUAGUUUUUUCUCUCCCACCUUUCGGAGCUUAUUUCUAUCCCGUUUUGUUUUCCAUCGUAGGACCAUAUAUUUCUCAUGUCAGGUUUACAUGUUUUUCAGGCCUUGGCAUGGAUUUGAAUUCCCGAGAUAUCGGUCAUUUCCCUAGAAUUCAAAGUUCCUUUUAUGGUAUUCUUUUAUGGCUGCUGAGACUUUGAAAUUGUAGACUUUGAUAGGUUUCACUCCUUUAUUGCUUUUUAAUUUUUACGUUGCAGAGAAAACGUCAACCUUGUCAGAACUUUUUUCCUCCAAACUAGUGUAGUUUGGUAUUCUUCCGUUCAGGCUAUUGUUGAGUUUGUCAUUUUUGGCUUUCUCGCAAGGUUCAAGAAAUGGCAAUUAACCUAUACUCCGAAAGCUCUAAUACGGCUACGAGUCCUAGGAUUUCAUUUUCUCAUGAUUUUUGCCAACUCGAUGUUGUACCCGUUGAACGCCGCCCUCUUCGAUCAAACUCCUCGGGUUUGGGCUCGAGCAUCGAUUUCGACUUCUGUGUCCACGAGAGUUUCGAUCAAGAGUCUUCUUCUGCAGACGAGCUUUUUUCUGAUGGGAAAAUGAUUCCUACUGAAAUCAAGAAAAAGGGGAACGCUCCCUCAAAGCAAAUGGAUCAGUACUGCGGUUCUCAUCCUCCAAUGCUCCCACCACGUGCUAUGCGUGGAAGUAGUGCUGUUAGUGGUGAAAGUUCAAAGCAAGAAAGCACCAAGGAAAGCAAGACUACGAUUAAUGAAGCGGAUGAGAAGCAAAAUUCCAAGUCAUUUUGGCGGUUUAAGCGUAGUAGUAGCUGUGGCAGUGGAUAUGGUAGGAGCUUGUGCCCAUUACCGGCACUUCUCUCGCGGAGCAACUCAACAGGAUCUGCAGCAAAUCUUAAGCGAGCUCCAUUUUCGAAUGAUGGUCAAAAUUCUAAGCAGAGUUCUCAGAAACAUUUAUCAACAAAAGCGUCAAGAUCUUCUGUUUCAACGAGUUAUCCAAAGCCUCCAUUGAAGAAGGGUCAUGGAGCAUAUGGUAAUGGUGUUGGGAUUAAUCCCAUUUUAAAUGUUCCUUCGACUAAUUUAUUCGGCUUAGGUUCAAUCUUCUCCAAUGGCAAAGACAAGAACAAGAAGUGAUUGAUCACCUUAAUUUGCUCUAAUGAUAUGAUAAUUCCUGCUUCCAUAACUUUGGCAGAUAGUGUGGAUUGAGUCAUGAUCUUUAAUUUCCUAUAUGUUUCUUGAUAGUCCAUGUGAUUAGGAAAUUAAAAAUACAUCUAGAAUGUGAAAGAGUAAUCAGUUUAUCGAGAAAACAAAUAGAGAAAGAGGUCUGUGAUGGAAGAGACAAGGAACGGCAUAAUUCAAGCGCACAUGCUUUUGAACACUAGAUGACAGGUAACGGUUGCUUUCAUGGCUGUCCCAUGCUGUUCUUCUUUAUAUGCUUUUGGUAUUUGCUCACACAUGGUGUACAAGCUUUGAUUUGGCUCCCUUAUCUCUUGCUCUUUACUUGAAGAGUGAAGAGUAGGAUUAGGUACGUACGUAGUCGGUUGUAAGCGAUCAGGAGUGUUUGAUGCAUGACAGAUGAUGCAUAUAUUUGUUUUCUUUUGUUCUUGUUUUGAUUGGUUUUCUAAUAAUAAUGACUUCUUUCCUCUUAA